This is a messenger RNA of Equus caballus (horse), 3342 nucleotides long. Lineage: Eukaryota; Metazoa; Chordata; Mammalia; Perissodactyla; Equidae. The record is from RefSeq and is a predicted model, not a curated record.
CCUAAAGAUGUUUUAUCGGUUCAUUUCAGCAGGACCACAAAGAAAAACUGUUGACCACUCCCCUCCCCCCAGCUCUUAUGUAGCACCCAGUAUGUGCAGAAGGGCUCUGUUGGAGAAAUAUUGUAGACCUUGAGGAUGUUUGGACACAUCCCCAAAUCAAAGGUGGCCAGCUCGGAGGCAGAAAAAACUCCUCCUUUCCCCUGAUCCCAGGGGAGGAAAUAAAUCGCUUCCCCAUGGGGAAGAAGAGCCUUCUCAAGGCACCGGUGAGGGUGGGUCCGGGUUGAGCGCUGACAGGAAUCUCUCCAGCCCGUCCUUGUUUUUUAAUAACACGCGGGUGUAGUCACCCGUUUUGCCCUUACCUUUUCACCUCUCCCUUGCCUUCUUACCUGCUCAUCCCUCUCAUCGCUCCUUUCUCAACUCUUAAUUUACCUGCCCUGCCCUAUUCUAUCUUGGUUUCACUUGUCCUGACCUCAGCUGUACCUUCUCUUGCCCUGCUUCCAAAAGCUAACCUGUGAGCCUCUCACCUGCUGGCUUACGUGUCCCUUUCUUUCUUGUUGUCCAUCCUUAGUGGUGACUCACUUGUCCUCUCUUCUCUCAGUCUCAACUCUCCUGUGCCUUUUCAUUUGGAUAGCCUCUACUGCUCUGCUUUUAUCUGCUAGCGUACUUGCCUGGCCCUCACCUGCCCCGCCCCCUCAAAGUCCCAUUUCCCUCCCAGACGCCCGAGGGCUCUCCAGGAGGCGGGCCCUCACCGGGGAUGGGAAAGAGGAACUUCAGUCCAACCCGGGAGCACCUAGGAGUUUUGAUGCGCAAAGGGCGGUGCCAUCUGAAGAAGGUGCCAAUAAAGAGCCAAGAUGGGAGAGGAGCAGCCGAACCAAUGAGACGGGGAGACGGAUGGGCGGGUGAUAUGGAAAGCGGAGUGAAUGAAGACAAGGGCGGGUCUAGUAACGGGAAUGGGCCAAUGAGGCUCUGCAAGGAUGGCGGGAGGCUGAGCUGGCUGCGUGCCCAGUCUCCCGAUCCCGACGGAAUUUGGAAAUCCAGAGACCGCUGUCUUCCAUUCAGUGUUCAGGAGCGGACCAGGAAAGCCACUGCUAGAGCCAGCCCCUCACUCGCCCCAGCCCCACCCCGAGAGGCCCGGAAGCGGAAGUGACGGACACGGAAGUGGCCUGCUGUUGCCGAGGGGACGGGCCAGGCAGAUGCCAACAUGGCAGCGGUUGGGUCUGGCGGUUCUACCGCGGCGGCCGGGCCAGGGGCUGUCUCCGCGGGGACGUUGGAGCCUGGGACCGCGAGUGCGGGUAACGUGAAGCACCUAGUUCUCUUCCUCCAUGAGGCUGUCCUGGUACAGUAUGUGGACACACUCAAGCUCGCAGUGCCCUCUCUCAUCUACACCUUGCAGAAUAACCUCCAGUAUGUUGCCAUCUCCAACCUGCCAGCUGCCACUUUCCAGGUGACGUACCAGCUGAAGAUCCUGACCACGGCCCUGUUCUCCGUGUUCAUGCUGAACCGCAGCCUCUCCCGGCUGCAGUGGGCCUCCCUGCUGCUCCUCUUCACUGGCGUCGCCAUUGUCCAGGCACAGCAAGCUGGUGGGGGUGGCCCACGGCCACCGGACCAGAACCCUGGGGCAGGCCUAGCGGCUGUUGUGGCCUCCUGUCUGUCCUCGGGCUUCGCAGGUGUCUACUUUGAGAAGAUCCUCAAAGGCAGUUCAGGCUCCGUGUGGCUGCGCAACCUGCAGCUGGGCCUCUUCGGCACAGCCCUGGGCCUGGUGGGGCUCUGGUGGGCUGAAGGCACUGCCGUGGCCCGCCGCGGCUUCUUUUUUGGGUACACGCCUGCAGUCUGGGGUGUGGUACUCAACCAGGCCUUUGGUGGGCUAUUGGUGGCUGUCGUUGUCAAGUACGCCGACAACAUCCUCAAGGGCUUUGCCACCUCCCUGUCCAUUGUGCUGUCCACCGUUGCCUCCAUUCGCCUCUUUGGCUUCCACGUGGACCUCUUGUUUACCCUCGGCGCUGGGCUGGUCAUCGGUGCCGUCUACCUCUACAGCCUCCCCCGAGGUGCAGCCAAAGCCAUAGCUUCCGCCUCCGCCUCCGCCUCCGGGCCCUGCACUCACCAGCAGCCUCCGGGGCAGCCGCCGCCCCCGCAGCUGUCUUCCCACCGUGGAGACCUCAGCACGGAGCCCUUUCUGCCAAAGUCAGUGCUGGUGAAGUGAGGGCUGGUGGCGGUGGGGGGAGACAGGGAGGGGGACUGGGUGGAGGGUGUUGGGCAUUUGCAGGACCCAAGUCGCCACUGGGGCCUGGCUCCUCUGGGGUUGGAAGAGUUUUUCUCCCAGGUCACAGAGACUUCUGGAGGGGCGUGGGACUAGGCGGGGGGUCAUGUGAACCCUUCCUUGUAGGCUGACCUUCCUCCCCUGGAGGGAGUUUUUAGAGCUGCCUCCUCUGCCCCAGUCUAAGCCAUCUGGGGACCGGGUCAGGGGUGUUGUCAUUCAAGGCCUUUUGGUCUGACCCCCUCAUUUGGGGGGGGGGGUGUCCCCUCAUACCUGGGAGAAUCCCUCCCAGCAAUCCCACAGCCUUUUUAAGGACAAAAUGGACAAAAAUCCUACAGCUCUUUGAUAAUGACUACCUGUGGGGUUCGGUUUUCCAUAGCUUGAGGCCCUCUCUCCUCCCUCACAACCACACUGGAUCAUGCUAGCAGCUCAGUCUUUUUGUGGCCUUGGGGCAGCUUCCCUGACAGGAGACCCUUGAAAAUGGGCCUCUUGUGAGCACCCAAGUGGAGAGGACAGGGUGAGAGCUGAGGGGUGAGAGCUGAGAUUUUCGCAUCAGCCCAUUCUGGGGGAGGGUGCAGACGUGGCCAUUUGGUUUUUAGUGGGUUGGGGAUUUGUGGUGCAAUCAGGUAAUUAAUGAUCCAGGGUGUGGGAAAAGCGUGGAGGGGAGGUCAUUGAAGUGGCGGAAUCUCACUGAAUCUAAGACACUGUCAAUUGCCGGAUGCACGGUUAUCAUCUGAGACGUCCUGAGAGGAAAAGUAAAGCUGCUGACCACACUCUUGGUACCCCACUGGCUGUAUGAAGCACCCUACUUCGUGAGGGGGGGGUGUCUUAAAAUUGCUGAAAUGUGGAACCUGCCCCCUGCACUCCCCAAAGCUUAUUAACCCCUUAACUGUCUCCCAGGGUGUGCGUGUGGAUGUGUGCGCGCGUGUGCAUGGAAGAUGCCUGGGCUGUCUUUGCUAUAUGUAAAUAGGGCCGUUGGAUUUUUAUUUUUGAUUAAUUUGUUCUGAUUUUUGGGUUUGUUUUCUAAAGAAUUGUAACGAACAAAUGUCAGGAUACCCGAUGCCAAAUAAAGAUGUUGUAUUUAUCUA